Mercurialis annua (annual mercury) is the source of this 2106-nucleotide messenger RNA. RefSeq names its product dicarboxylate transporter 1, chloroplastic. The record is from RefSeq and is a predicted model, not a curated record. Gene Ontology annotation, cellular component: membrane. NCBI's taxonomy places the organism in Eukaryota, Viridiplantae, Streptophyta, Magnoliopsida, Malpighiales, Euphorbiaceae. Bases 155 to 1840 code for a protein of 561 amino acids. Gene Ontology annotation, biological process: transmembrane transport. The transcript has 3 exons. Gene Ontology annotation, molecular function: transmembrane transporter activity.
UAUAUUCCCAUCUCCAUCUCCACCCUCCGAUCUUCAUCCAACGCUUCACAACUCUCCCUCUCCAUACCCCACACAAUUUUCUCCCCAUUUUCACUCUCUUUUCCCUUCCGUCUCUGUACUCUCCUCUGCAAAAAACUGAACGCCAUUUCAAAAAAUGGCGUCCCUAGCUUUAACCUCAUCGGUCUCUUGCUCGCCGGCGUUCAAUUCUCUCCCGUCGAUCAGAUCACGACCACUCUCUCACCUCAGAUCCGCUCCAAAUCGCCUCACUAAUCUCUCCUCCGCCGUCUCUUCCAGUUUCCUCCCGAAACUCACUAAACCGAACUCCACACUCUUUACCAAACAGAGACGAUCGAUUUUAACUGUGAAAUCAUCCACUUCAGCACCGGCUGCAUCUCCGACUCCUCCAGCACCUGUAUCAGUCCCAUGGCAAGGCGCGUCUAUCAAACCUCUACUAGCGUCAAUAGCGACAGGUGUCAUUCUCUGGUUUAUCCCAGUUCCGUCAGGCGUUACGAAGCCUGCCUGGCAACUACUCGCGAUUUUUCUCGCUACAGUCGUCGGCAUAAUCACACAACCGUUGCCGCUCGGCGCUGUUGCUUUACUAGGAUUAGGCGCUUCCGUACUUACUAAAACGCUAACAUUCUCCGCCGCGUUUUCCGCCUUCGGCGAUCCAAUCCCGUGGUUAAUUGCACUCGCGUUCUUUUUCGCGCGUGGAUUUAUCAAGACAGGACUAGGAAAUAGAAUCGCUUAUCAAUUUGUUAAACUGUUCGGAUCUUCAUCGUUAGGUUUAGGUUAUAGUCUUGUGUUUAGUGAAGCUUUGUUAGCACCGGCGAUUCCUUCGGUUUCAGCUCGAGCCGGAGGAAUUUUUUUACCGUUGGUCAAAUCUUUGUGUGUUGCUUGCGGUAGUAAUGUAGGUGACGGUACUGAAAAUAAGCUUGGUUCGUGGUUAAUGUUAACCUGUUUCCAAACAAGUUGUAUUUCCUCUGCUAUGUUUUUAACUGCCAUGGCUGCUAAUCCUUUGAGUGCUAAUUUGACUCUAACCACGAUUAAUCAAACUAUUGGAUGGACUGAUUGGGCUAAGGCUGCUAUUGUGCCGGGAUUAGUGUCGUUAAUUGUUGUUCCCUUAGUUUUGUAUAUUGUUUAUCCGCCUACUGUUAAGAGUAGCCCUGAUGCGCCUCGGUUGGCUAAGGAGAAGUUGGAGAAGAUGGGACCGAUGACUACGAAUGAGAUUAUUAUGGCUGGAACUCUGCUUGUCACGGUGGGGCUCUGGAUAUUUGGAGGGAUGCUUAAUGUAGAUGCUGUUACUGCUGCUAUUCUUGGAUUAUCAGUCCUCCUUAUCACUGGCGUAGUGACUUGGAAGGAGUGCUUAUCUGAAGCAGUUGCCUGGGAUACACUCACAUGGUUUGCUGCCCUCAUUGCCAUGGCUGGUUAUCUCAACAAAUAUGGUCUGAUCUCUUGGUUUAGCCAAACUGUAGUUAAGUUUGUUGGCGGACUGGGUCUUUCAUGGCAGCUAUCUUUCGGCAUUUUGGUUCUUCUCUACUUCUACUCCCACUACUUCUUUGCUAGCGGAGCAGCUCACAUAGGUGCUAUGUUUACAGCAUUUUUGUCUGUCGCCAGUGCUCUAGGUACUCCUCCAUAUUUUGGUGCCAUGGUACUGGCAUUUCUUUCAAACCUCAUGGGUGGUCUAACACACUACGGCAUUGGAUCUGCACCCGUAUUUUACGGUGCCAACUACGUACCUCUCGCCCAGUGGUGGGGUUACGGGUUCCUCAUAUCUAUUGUCAACCUUUUAAUCUGGCUUGGAGUUGGAGGAGUUUGGUGGAAGUUUAUCGGAUUAUGGUAAAGUGUGCUGAUAAUCUGAUUUUGUUACUUUCUGGUUUGCUGUCUAGUUGGAAGUUUAUUUUUGUUUCUCAUUCUUUCUCGAAGAUUUUUUUUUCUUUUGUGGAGGAUCUCGAUAGGAAUAUGAUAUAGAACUACAAUUUCGACAGAGAUUAGAUAUGUAAACUUUUUGGUAUAUGGUGUAGAAAGUGCUCACAAUUGGACGAGUGAUACCUUACAAGAUAAUUCUUUUUGAGGCAAUUCUAUUCAACUUGGGUUGCCAACUUGCCA